AAUAGAUGUAUAAUUCAUUAUGCAAUUUUAUAGAAUUAAAUCUUAUUUAUCUUCAGAUAUAAAAACUAUAUUUACCAGCUGAAACACUAACGCAUAUGCAGUAUAAUAUAAUCUACUUAACAAUCUCGUUUUAGUUAUAAUAUGUGAUUAAUUCUUUUGCUAUUUCGCUAUAAACAGUUUUUUGUGCAUACAAUAUUUUUUUAUAGUAUUCUAAUAUAUUGUUAGAUAUUGUAAAGAAAGUAAAAUACAGUUAUUGAAGUGUGGGAACAUUCAAUGUUAACCUUGCUUCAAAAAAUAAUCUUUCGAAUGAAUGGGGAAUAGAUUUUUAGUAUUAUAAAGCAAAUUCAAUAUUUAAAUGAUGUUAUUUUAAAAUGGCAGAUGAUAUGAAUGUUCUUUUUAUACGAGGAAAUGGAAACGUAUGUAUGGAUACAGACACAGCCAAUGAUAAUGUUUGGGACGAUAGUGCAUUAAUAGAAGCAUAUGAUAAAGCAAUAAAUUUAGCAAAAGAAGAAGUUAUCAAGCGAAUGGGAAUGGAUGUUGGAAAUUCUCAACCGAAAGAAAACCUACAAAAUCUUAAGCAGCCUAAACACGCAAGUAAAUUACACAAGAAAUGGAUCAUAGGAGCACCUUGUCGUGCAAUAUACUCAGAGGAUGGAGAAAUUUAUGAAGCUAUAAUAUCAAAAAUUUACGAAAACAAUGGCACGUGUGUUGUAAAAUUUGUAGGCUAUGGUAAUACAGAGAAAGUCGAGUUGAGUUCUCUUUUAGAAUCAGAAGGUUUGCAAAGUCAAAUAGCACAACAAAAGAAAGCUUUGGAAGAGAAAUUCAAUGAAGAGAACGACGAGACUUGUGAGACUAAUUUUUCUACAAAUGUAAAUUCGAAAAAAUAUAAUGUAGAAAAAAUGGAUUGUGCACAUCACUUCAUAUCGGGACCAUCUUUCAAUUCGAUGACUGAUAUAAUGCCACCUGCACCUCCUUUACCACCAUAAUUAAUGGCCGAGUAAGUACAAUUUAAAAAUUCUAAUGAAAUGCUGAAUACUUCUAAUAUUAAUAAGUAAUUUGGAAUAAGUUUAACAUU
This is a messenger RNA of Bombus huntii, 1075 nucleotides long. Its product is annotated as survival motor neuron protein-like. The transcript has 5 exons. Gene Ontology annotation, cellular component: nucleus; cytoplasm. The coding region runs from base 372 to 986 and encodes 204 amino acids. Gene Ontology annotation, molecular function: RNA binding. Gene Ontology annotation, biological process: mRNA processing. NCBI's taxonomy places the organism in Eukaryota, Metazoa, Arthropoda, Insecta, Hymenoptera, Apidae. The record is from RefSeq and is a predicted model, not a curated record.